AUGAACUCAAUUAUCUCUACCUGUAUUUUUGUCUCCCUUGCCAUUGCUGCUAUUCAAUGUCAGCGGUGGGAACCCGAGCGGACGUGUCCCGAGUUCAACUCACGUUAUGAAGGCGAGAAUCUCAUUGUAUCACUAAAUGAUGGAUGUGACAUGGUCGUUGGGACACUUGAUAUUACUGGUUUGAGUGGCUUGGUUGCGGGCGUGCCCAAUACCGGAAGUGGAUUGUUUACACCUACGAGGGGGUUCCACAUCCCGACCGUCACGUAUAGAAGACCACAAAACUUGUUUAACACGAUCCGCCCAGGUUCGUCCAGUCAGAUGUGUCCACCAUACACCGUUCGAUAUUUGGGACCCCGUGUCGUCGUAGACACCGUCCCCAACACGUGUCAAAAGGUGCUUGGAGUGAGGACUUUCCAGACCAUGAUAUCAGGAGGGGAAGGGUCACAGAGACGCAUGGGAAUGAGGAUGGUAACAAGGGCAGUGUUCGAAAAUCCAGGACGUUUGAUAUAAACAUAUGAAAAGAUUGAUGAUAUCUGUCAGAGAUGGAAGGACAGACACGAAGGACAGACACAC
This is a messenger RNA of Ylistrum balloti, 573 nucleotides long. RefSeq lists its product as uncharacterized. The coding region runs from base 1 to 510 and encodes 169 amino acids. The transcript has 6 exons. The record is from RefSeq and is a predicted model, not a curated record. Lineage: Eukaryota; Metazoa; Mollusca; Bivalvia; Pectinida; Pectinidae.